AUGGUUUUUUCAAAUAUCGAUGCACCCGUUCGUAUUGGUUGUUAUAGCGCAUUUUGGGGAGAUUCUGUUACUGCAGCAGAACAACUAGUUAAAACGGAAGAAGACGCGUUAAAUUACUUGGUUGGUGAUUAUCUUUCUGAGGUUACAAUAGGCUUACUUGCACGUAGUCGUAAUCAAGAUCGUAAAAGUUUAAAGGGUGCAAGUAAAGGUGGUUAUAUUUCCGAAUUCCUCACCUAUGUUCUUCGACCUUUACUACACGAUAUCAUCAAAUAUAACAUUAAGGUAGUCACCAAUGCCGGAGGUUUAGACCCUUUAUCAUGUAAAUUAGCAAUUGAAGAUUUAGUUAAAGAACUUAAUAUCGAAGAAGGCAAAGUAAUUGUUGCCGCGGUUACCGGUGAUGAUAUUAUAGACAAAGUAAAUGAUAGAAAUAAUGAAAUACUUAACUUUACACAUAUCCAAGAAGAUUCCGAAGAUUCUAAAUCAUUUUCACUUGACAAUAAAAAAGUUAUUUCAUUUAACGCAUACUUUGGUGCCAUUCCAAUUGUUAAAGCAUUAAAAUCAGGUGCUAAUAUUGUUGUGACUGGACGCUGUGUGGAUAGCGCGUUAGUACUAGGUCCAUUAAUUUAUGAAUUUAAUUGGGAUCCUCAUAAUGAUUGGGAUUUAUUAGCUUCUGGUUCAUUAGCUGGGCAUAUUGUAGAAUGUGGGUGUCAAGCAACUGGUGGUAAUUUUACAGAUUGGAGACAAAGUGCUUAUUCACUUGGUGGUGGAUGGUAUAAUAUGGGAUAUCCAAUUAUUGAAUGUUUCAAGAAUGGUGAAUUUUAUGUUACUAAACCCAAGGAUACUGGUGGACUUGUGACACCAGCAACGGUUGGUGAACAAAUGUUGUAUGAAAUAUUAGAUCCUGGUGCAUAUAUUUUGCCAGAUGUAAUUUUGGAUUUUAGAAAUGUAAAAUUGAAGCAAGUAAGCGAUAAUAAGGUUUUGGUUACUGGUGCAAAAGGUAGAGCACCAACAGAAAACUUGAAAGUUUCAGGAAUUUAUUUAGAUGGAUAUAAAAUGACUGGACAAAUAAUUAUUGGUGGCAUUGAUGCGUGGAAUAAGGCAAUAGUUGUUGCAAAUGCUAUCCUCAUGAAGACGCGUGUAUUUCUUAGAAAAAAAAAAUUGGGUGAUUAUCGAGAUGUUAACGUCGAAGUAUUGGGAGCUGAACAUACUUAUGGAGGCCAUGCCAAGACUCGUAAUACCCGAGAAGUUGUAUUAAAUAUUACAGUUCAUCAUGAUAAAUUAGAUGCCUUGAAGUAUUUUGGGUUGGAGCUUGCUCCCUCGGCUACAAGCAUGGCUCCAGGAAUUACUGGAGGCGGGGCAGGACGUCCUCAUCCAUCACCAUGUCUUGUACACUUUGCACGUUUGAUAUCAAAGAAUUCAGUUUCGCCAGUUGUUAUUGUUGGAAAUAAAUCAGCUGAAAAGGUAAUUUUUGAUGGACCUACUCAUAAUGACAAUAUAAUACCACCGCCGUUACCAGAAAUCCCAAAUGAAAUUGAUUACAAAAUCGAUAAUGGACAUAUGACUAAAGUACCUUUAAUAAGAUUGGCAUGGGGAAGAAGUGGAGACAAAGGUGAUACUUGUAAUAUUGGAAUCUUGGCACGCGAACCAAAAUAUUAUCCAUUUUUGAAAAAUUCAUUGACCGAAGAGGCUGUCAAAGAUUAUAUGAUCCAUUUAUGUAGAGGUAUAGUUAAGAGAUACGAAUUACCUGGUUGUAAUGGAUUGAAUUUUGUGUUGACUAGAUGUCUAGGUGGAGGAGGUUUAAGCUCUUUAAAUAUCGAUAAACAAGGAAAAACUUAUGCUCAAAUGUUAUUAAGUUUUGAAGUUGAUGUACCAUCAA
Molecule: messenger RNA, 1876 nt
Organism: Dentiscutata erythropus
Lineage: Eukaryota; Fungi; Glomeromycota; Glomeromycetes; Diversisporales; Gigasporaceae
Source: the annotation of a GenBank genome assembly